This is a messenger RNA of Penicillium longicatenatum, 723 nucleotides long. RefSeq names its product copper acquisition factor BIM1-like domain-containing protein. The transcript is spliced from 3 exons. The coding region runs from base 1 to 723 and encodes 240 amino acids. Lineage: Eukaryota; Fungi; Ascomycota; Eurotiomycetes; Eurotiales; Aspergillaceae. The record is from RefSeq and is a predicted model, not a curated record.
AUGGCUCAGUUCUCGACAUCUCGAUGGGCUUCCCUUCUGGUCCUGCUGUGCGUGGGCCUGGCGAAUGCCCACACUGUCAUCACAUACCCCGGAUACCGAGGAAACAACCUUCACACCAAUGGUACCGUCGCUGAAUCUGAGGGUCUGGGUGUUGCUUACGAAAAUGGCUCAUACAUCUACCCGUAUGGCAUGGAGUGGAUUUAUCCCUGCGGUGGUAUGCCCCGAUCAACCAACCGUACUAAAUGGCCCGUCCUGGGAGGUGCCGUUGCGGUCCAGCCUGGUUGGUUCCCCGGCCAUUCGACUGCCCUGAUCUAUGUCAACAUUGGUCUCGGCACGAUCCCUGAGAACAUGAGCCACCCGGUCGUCUCUCCCUUCCAGAUCACCGGCCCGACCAACAAUCCCUACCCGGGUACCUUCUGUCUGCCACAGGUUCCCUUGCCUGCGAACGUCAGCGUCAAGGUUGGUGACAAUGCCACUAUCCAAGUGGUUGAGACUGCAAAGCACGGUGCCGCACUAUACAACUGUGUCGACAUUACCUUCGCCGAUGUUCAUGACCCCGAGAUUGAAAGUGUCACUCGGGACAACUGUUUCAACUCUACCGACCUUACAUUCCAGUACAUGUACACAACAGGUGGAAUCAACGCGGCCCCGAGUCUGAAGCCUCAUACACUGCUUGCCCUCGGACCGCUCCUGUUGGCGGCCGUCUUGGGCAGCUUCGUGUAG